This is a messenger RNA of Exophiala mesophila, 1752 nucleotides long. RefSeq lists its product as uncharacterized. NCBI's taxonomy places the organism in Eukaryota, Fungi, Ascomycota, Eurotiomycetes, Chaetothyriales, Herpotrichiellaceae. The record is from RefSeq and is a predicted model, not a curated record. Gene Ontology annotation, biological process: proteolysis. Bases 88 to 1608 code for a protein of 506 amino acids. The transcript has a single exon. Gene Ontology annotation, molecular function: metallodipeptidase activity.
GGACGACCACAUCAAUAUCCCAAUGACAUUCAGCAAUGUGACAUUCCCAACUCCCUAGUUCCCCUUCCCAACCAGUGAAUUCCAAACAUGUCUCCAUCCUCCGAACUCGACCCUUUACUCCCGAACGAUCCUCCCGCUCCGGAGAUUCAAGGCUACAGUGACAAGAGACCUGGAAACACAUACUACGCCACAGUCUCUCCAGCCUCAUCACUGCCAUAUAAUACAAUCUAUUAUCAAGGCAAAAGCCCAGUAGCAGAAGAAGAUGAAGAAGAUGAUGAAGGCAUUGCAUCAAGCGCCAGAUCGGCCAUCAGCACCUUGGGCUCCAUCUUCACAAUUGUCGUAUUCUUCGCCUUCGUGGUGACUUUGUUAGGCCCUCUGAUACAAGACGAGCCAGAGACAAGUCCUCGGAUCCCUCCUAGACCAAUCAAAACGAUCGAGGACAGGGUCACAGCCAUCCUGGACGGCACCCCAUUGAUUGAUGGUCACAAUGAUCUAGCCAUCUUUAUUCGAUGGAUGUACCAGAACAAGUUGCAUGGAGACUUCAAGGACAAGUUUGAAUCUGGUGGUGCUGGCGGCGAUGUUGAUCUUCCUCGUCUGCACAAAGGCCAAGUUGGAGGCUCCUUCUGGAGUGCCUUUGUCGCAUGUCCAGAUGACGCCAGCGAUGAUUUCUCCGACGAGACCUAUGCCUCAUCCGUCUCACGUACACUCGCACAAAUUGAUGUGGUACGUCGCAUUCAGGCCCAAUAUGCGACCAACUUUACCCCUGCUACGAGUUCCCUCUCAACUGCAUUGACUAAUUUUCAUGCAACAAAAUCACUCAUCUCCCCUAUCAGCAUCGAAGGUUUGCACCAAAUUCCCCAGUCAGCACCUCUAUCCACCCUCCGUUUGUAUUAUGCUUUGGGCGUCCGGGCGGCUACUCUGACCUGGAAUUGUCACAAUGCUUUCGCCGAUGCCGCCUUGAUCACUUCACGGGGAGAGACAACCAUCGCUCCCUAUCAUCGAGGGGGGCUCACUCCUGCGGGAAGAGAGGUUGUCCGUGAGAUGAACCGACUCGGGAUGCUCGUGGACAUCUCACAUACCUCGUACUGGACACAGAAGGCCGUUUUGAGCAACAACACGUCUGCAGCCCCGGUGAUAUUUUCCCAUUCUUCUGCAUUUACACUCUGUGAACACCCAAGAAAUGUCCACGAUGACAUCCUCGAUCUGGUCAAGGAAACCAAGAGUCUCGUGAUGAUCAAUUUUAGCCCUGGAUUCAUUUCAUGUCUCGCACCCCCGAACUCUUCGGUCCUGCCUGAGUUCUACGACAAGAAUAACACCUUACACCAGGUCGCAAGACACAUUAUUUACGUCGGAGAAAAGAUUGGAUACGACUACGUGGGGUUAGGGAGUGAUUUUGACGGAAUGGGAGAUCUAACUCCCAGAGGUCUAGAAGGGGUUGACAAGUACCCAGACCUGAUCGCUGAGCUCCUAAGGUUGAAUGUCUCGGAUAAAGAUGCAGGCAAAAUUGCAGGAGGUAAUCUUCUGAGAGUGUGGAAGACCGCCAACGCCAUUGCUCUGAGCCUCCAGGAGAAGACAUUCGAGGGCGAGGACGAUGUCACUGGGUUCUGAGCAAUAGAUGUAUAUAUGGGUCUUAGGAAUGGGAGAUCUGGUGUUUGGUUGUUUCAUAUGAUGGAGCUAGAGUUUGUUAUACAAGACUGGUCAUCAUAAGACCCUGUCUCCUCGGGACAGUAAACCCAUGCCAUGAAAUAGAUG